AUCUCAUAUUAAAACAAAAUGUCUAAAUUCGUUACCUUGAACAAUGGAGCAGUGAUCCCAUCAGUGGGAUUGGGUGUCUACCUUACUACUGCUGAAGAUGCCAGCCGUAUUGUCUAUGAAUCAUUAAAAGCUGGUUACCGUCAUAUUGACAGUGCUGUAUUCUACGAGAAUGAAGAAGCUGUUACUGGAGCUAUUGCAAAAUGGUUGAAGGAAACUGGAACUGACAGAAAAGAAAUCUUUUACACCACCAAGAUUUUGAAAUUUGGGGACGAAGCUAAACCUGAAAUUGAAAAGUGUUUGGAGAAGUCUAAGAGCAUCGGAUACAUCGACUUGAUUUUGAUCCAUGCUCCACUUGCCAAUUCCGAAGGGCGUCAUGGUGCUUGGGUGGCGUUGCAAGACGCUGUUGCAAGUGGAAAGGUCAAGAGUAUUGGUGUCUCCAACUACGGGGCACAUCACUUGAAGCAACUUUUGGAGUAUCCAGACUUGAAGGUCAAACCUGUUGUGAACCAGCUAGAAAUCCACCCUUGGUUGGCUAGGAAAGAAUUAGUUAAAUACUGCAGAGACAAUGGAAUUGAAGUGCAAGCAUUCUCUCCCUUGGUAAGAGGAUAUAGGUUUGGUGAUGAGGACGUUGUGGCCCUCAGCAAGAAGUACAAUGUUUCAGAAGCCCAGAUCAUGAUCAGAUGGUCUCUUCAAAAUGGGUUCAUUCCUCUUCCUAAGACUGUUAGCGAGACACGUUUGGUUAGUAACUUGGAUGUAUUUGAUUGGAGCUUGUCGAAGGAAGACAUGGCUUUGCUCGAUGCCAAAGAUGAACACUUUGUAUCAAUGCCUGAGUGGGAUCCAAGCACUAAUCCCUUGGAUUAAAGUCGAUCACCGGCUACUGUCAAUACUUAUUUUUUGAAACCUACAGUCUAUGACUUUGGAGAUAUCGGUAGAAUUAAGGUUUUCUAUAUUUACGGGUAUAUGCCCAGCGGCUUUUUCCAAAUGAAUAUAUUUUAAAUAAAUGCCAUAAAAGACUAAUGA
Molecule: messenger RNA, 1020 nt
Organism: Yamadazyma tenuis ATCC 10573
Lineage: Eukaryota; Fungi; Ascomycota; Pichiomycetes; Serinales; Debaryomycetaceae
Source: RefSeq, a predicted model, not a curated record